Molecule: messenger RNA, 2439 nt
Organism: Panicum hallii
Lineage: Eukaryota; Viridiplantae; Streptophyta; Magnoliopsida; Poales; Poaceae
Product: SUN domain-containing protein 5-like
Exons: 3
Coding region: 377-2323 (648 amino acids)
Biological process (GO): protein folding in endoplasmic reticulum
Cellular component (GO): membrane; cytoplasm
Source: RefSeq, a predicted model, not a curated record
UCGGCUCGGCUCGCCCCGCCUCCGUUGCGUGGCGCGGCGCGGCGCGCGCUCGGCUCGGCGCACAUGCGCAUCCCGGCAUGUCCUCCGCCGAGCUCGCCGCUCCUUCACCUGAUGCCUCCUCCCCCGUCGCGCCCCGCGCCUCCUGCUUUUCCCCCCCCUCUCCCGCCGCUGCACGCGCGCGCGACUCCGCUGCGCUUCGAUCAACCACGUACAGGGGGGCACUCCCCAGCGCUCUCGCGCAUUUUGCCAGGACCACCGCUCGCCGGUGUGCGCUUCUGGGGCCUGGGGCAGGGGGCGCACGGCCAGCGUCCUUUCUCCUGACGCGACGCGGGUUGGCUCGCCACGAGCGCGCCGGAAAUAGGCAGGCGGUGCAUGCAUGAGCAGGAAGAGGAGAGAAGGAGGCGGCGGCGGAAGAGGCGCUGGGCCCGGGGACCACCACGGCGGCGGCAGGGGGUCGGGGGCCGAUGCCGUGUCCAUGGACGGCGGCCUCCGCGAGGUGUCUGUCUCCGUCGUCUUCUCCGUCUGGUGCCUCCUCUUCCUCCUCCGCUCCCAAUUCCUCCACAGCCAGACCGAUGGCCCGUCAGAUUUCUACGAGGAGCACGGCAGGCGCGACAGCUACUGCAAGGUGAGGCCGCUGGAGGCCUACGUCCUGCCACACCAUAACGACUCCUCGCCGACGUGCCAGUCCUCCUACUCGGCGCCGCAGGAAGCCUCGUCCGCCGCGGCCCCGCUGCCACCGUCCAACGCCAGCAACGAGUCGUCGCCGUCGCCCGAGGCGGCCUUCGUGGGGCUCGACGAGUUCCGGAGCCGGAUCAUGCAGGGCAACUCCGAGAACGACACCACCGGCCGGCCCGCGGGCGGCGGCGCCGCGCACCGCCUGGAGCCCAGCGGCGCCGAGUACAACUACGCCGCGGCGUCCAAGGGCGCCAAGGUGCUCGCGCACAACAAGGAGGCCAAGGGCGCCGCCAACAUCCUCGGCGGCGACAAGGACAAGUACCUGCGCAACCCGUGCUCCGCCGACGACAAGUUCGUCGUCGUCGAGCUCUCGGAGGAGACGCUCGUUGACACCGUCGUGCUGGCCAACCUGGAGCACUACUCCUCCACCUUCAGGGACUUCGAGGUGUACGGCAGCAUGAGCUACCCGACGGAGGCGUGGGAACUGCUUGGGCGUUUCACCGCCGAGAACGCCAAGCAUGCGCAGCGCUUCGUGCUGCCGGAGCCCAGGUGGACGCGCUACCUCCGCCUGCGCCUCGUCAGCCACUACGGCUCCGGGUUCUACUGCAUCCUCAGCUACCUCGAGGUCUACGGCGUCGACGCCGUCGAGCGGAUGCUCCAGGACUUCAUCGCCGGCGCGGGCGCAGGACCCGAGGCCGACGCGUCCAAGGACCGCGCCUCCAUCGACGCCGCCAGCUGGGACGCCCGCCGCAACGACUCCACCGCUCAGCAGGCGCGCCAGCAGGUCCCCGCCAAGCUGCCCGGCAACGGCGCCGGGCGGAACGACAGCGCCGCAGGCGACGCCAGGAACAACGGCUCCAGGACCGGCGCCGCCGGUGACGCGAAGCUGCCGCUGCAGGGCAAAGAGGCAAAACCGCCGCAGGUGGCGGCGGCGGCGGCGGCGGCGGCGGCGGGAAGGACCCACGGCGACGGCGUGCUGAAGAUCCUGAUGCAGAAGAUGCGGUCGCUGGAGCUGGGCCUGUCGACGCUGGAGGAGUACACGAGGGAGCUGAACCAGCGGUACGGCGCCAAGCUGCCGGACCUGCAGAGCGGGCUCUCGCAGACGGCCGCGGCGCUCGAGAAGAUGAAGGCCGACGUGCACGGCCUCGUCGAGUGGAAGCACGGCGUGGUACGCAGGCUGCAGGACAAGCCCUCUGAAUCGUGUCGAUGCUAUCGACUGCUAGUGACUGACAGGGCGGUGUGCUUGCAAAUGUGUUCAGGCCAAGGACCUGGACGAGCUCAAGAGCUGGAAAUCCAGCGUCUCCAGCAAGCUGGACGACCUGAUCAGGGAGAACGAGGCCAUGAGGUGGAGCUUGGAGGAGAUGCGGGGCGUGCAGGAGACGCUGCAGAACAAGGAGCUGGCGGUGCUGUCCAUCAGCCUCUUCUUCGCGUGCCUGGCGCUCUUCAAGCUGGCGUGCGACCGCGUGCUCUGCCUCUUCGCCGGCAAGGGCAAGGAGGAGCCGGAGGCGGAGAGGGUGUGCGGGAGCAGCAGGGCGUGGAUGCUCGUUCUCGCCAGCAGCAGCUUCACCACCCUCAUCGUCCUGCUCUACAACUGAAAACAGCUUAUGAGUUGAUACGUUCUUCAGCAUGUUGCUGUCCUGCUCAUUAACUCAAGCUAAUUCUCUCAAGUAGAUGGGUCACUGGGUAGUGUCUGUACUCACUAUUUAGAAUAAAGCGGGAACUCAGAACACAGGUUCCUCGUUCAUUGUAAAACAACCUCGAAUA